Tribolium madens (black flour beetle) is the source of this 459-nucleotide messenger RNA. It is a transcript of the gene RpL31, whose product is annotated as 60S ribosomal protein L31. Gene Ontology annotation, cellular component: cytosolic large ribosomal subunit; ribosome. The transcript is spliced from 3 exons. The coding region runs from base 62 to 436 and encodes 124 amino acids. The record is from RefSeq and is a predicted model, not a curated record. Gene Ontology annotation, molecular function: structural constituent of ribosome. Gene Ontology annotation, biological process: cytoplasmic translation. Lineage: Eukaryota; Metazoa; Arthropoda; Insecta; Coleoptera; Tenebrionidae.
GCAAAGUUGGCGCUACUGUCGUUUUCGGAAUUUCUUCGUGUUGACAAACGUCAAAGGCGCAAUGGCCAAGCAAAAGGGUGAGAAAAGCCGCAAAUCCGCCAUCAAUGAGGUGGUAACUCGUGAAUAUACAGUAAACCUUCACAAAAGGUUGCACGGAAUUAGCUUUAAGAAACGAGCCCCUCGUGCUAUCAAGGAAAUUAGGAAAUUUGCUGAACAGCAGAUGGGUACUCCUGAUGUCAGGAUUGAUACUCGUUUGAACAAACAGUUGUGGUCAAAAGGGAUCAGGAAUGUUCCUUUCCGUGUUCGCGUCCGCUUGUCUCGGCGACGAAACGAUGAUGAGGAUUCAGUUAACAAACUUUUUACUUUAGUGACUUACGUCCCUGUAGGAACUUUCAAGGGACUACAAACUGAAAAUGUUGACGCCAGUCAAGAGUAACUGGAAAUAAAGUUUUUUCACUA